Messenger RNA from Ylistrum balloti, 1704 nucleotides. RefSeq lists its product as uncharacterized. The record is from RefSeq and is a predicted model, not a curated record. Gene Ontology annotation, molecular function: protein binding. Lineage: Eukaryota; Metazoa; Mollusca; Bivalvia; Pectinida; Pectinidae. The transcript has 6 exons. Gene Ontology annotation, biological process: regulation of apoptotic process. Bases 1 to 1704 code for a protein of 567 amino acids.
AUGGAAACCAAGGAAAUAUCUUACGAUCAUGACGAAAACACUGAGGAUGAACGUAUGAUCACACCUGUGUGGAAAUUCAACGUGUUUCUAGAUAAAAUCAGCCAAUCAAUCAGUGACGAGGAAAUUGCCAGAAUGAAAAAUUUUUGUGCAGAAGGUGAUUUGGGCAGAUCGGCGUUAAACAAAGCAAAAACAGCAGCGUCGUUUUUCCAGUUGCUCAGAGAUAUGACAUUCCUAAACAGCAACAACCUUCUUCUGUUACAAGCUAUGCUUUGGCAUAUUGGCAGGAGAGAUCUUCACCAGGAAAUGGUUUUAUACGCACAGGAAUGCCGAAAAGAGCCAUUGCAUUUCUUUACACCAAAAGAAAAACCAGCAAACGGAUACAGGUACGUGAAAUUCCAUGUUCGAGGUUCUGAAGACAACAGGCAACAGAUGGAAAAUCUCCGAGGACAUGUGGCUGCAUUGUUGUGUGUUAAACAAACGGAAGUCAUUCUUGCUGGUCACAGUCCUUCAAACAGCAGCAUACUCACAUUCAUGGUCCCUGCAGCAGCUGUCAAUGUUCUCCAUACUUUAACAGACAUGGACAAAAACAUCUUUUUAGCAAUGAAAGUUGAUUAUAUCUUGUUAGAUGAUGACACUAUAUCAAUCGUCGGAGAAGAACAGAGGUCUACUGCAAUUUCCGAGAAGAAAGAAGUUGCUAAACUCUUUCAAGAAAACGAGAAGCUUAAAUUACAGAUAGAUAAAGCACAAUCCUGUCUCGUGGAGCGCACAGAAGAACUUCGAAUAGCAAAGGAAAAUGAAAAAUAUAUGCAAAGAAGCAAAGACCAAGCUAUGAUGGCCUGUCUGACACUCUUGCACAACCAUCGCCCAGUUACCCGUCUCGUCGACUCUUUGGUAAGCAAGAGCGCCUUUGUGUACUUCAAACACUGCCUUCAACAGUUCCAGGAAAAGUUUCCAGGGGAAAUGGAUACCAUUGAGAUACUAUUAGAGGCAAAAGAGUUAGUGGCUUGCAAAACUGAGAGGGAAAUUUGGAAACAACGUGAAAAAAGUCUGAAUCUGAUGAUUGCUUUCGGAAGGAACGAGCUCGAAAUGCUACGGAAUGUGAUGAUGGCUAAUGUUCAAGGAGUACAUCACAACUCCCAUCUGAAAAUGGGCGGGGCGGUCGUGCAGCAGAUGACAGAAACGAUAGAAAUCGGUUUCAGCGUUCCAACAGCUGAAGUACGACGGACUACAGCACCAGUACACACCAACACGUUAUAUGAAACCAGAGCAGUAACAAAAGCAACGGAACGAAUAUCAAAGAUGCUCGGUAAAGAACAAAGGCAAAGCAUCUUUCGUCUUUUACAACUUGGAAAAAGGCGACGAAAAUCCUUGCAGCACGCAAAUGAUUUUCUUAUGAAACUUUACAAAAUGCAGUCACGCCAAGACACGAUAUUUGACUUCAUUCUGGAGACAAUACACCUAUUAGAUGACCGGACUCUAGAAGCAAGGGUUUUUAAGAUAAUAGAUGAUGUUCAAAAAGAAUGUGAUCAACACGAGGCAGCGAUUCGCCAAGGCCGCCCAGUGAAUCAACAGGUCAGAUUCACCCAAGGGCUGCAGAAACGUUCUAUGGAACCGGAAGCUCUGAUGAGAUUACACAACGAUCCGAAGAAGGCGACGGAGUGCGUUGGUUAUCUGCAGGAGUUAGCAAAAGCAGUGGAAUUGUAG